This is a messenger RNA of Clonostachys rhizophaga, 561 nucleotides long. Lineage: Eukaryota; Fungi; Ascomycota; Sordariomycetes; Hypocreales; Bionectriaceae. The record is from the annotation of a GenBank genome assembly.
CUAAUAGAACCCAAUCCCACCGAAGACGCUGCCGCCCGCGCCAAGGAGGCCGAGGAGCAGGCUGCUCUGCCUUACAAAUGGACCCAGCAAAUCUCUGAGCUCGACAUCACGUUCAUUGUCCCCGGGAACCUCAAGUCGAGAGACCUGGUCAUCGAUAUCAAGAAGAAGAAGCUGUCAGCUGGUAUCAAGGGACAAGACCCAAUCAUUCAGGGCGACACUCCCCACGAUGUGAACACCGAGGACUCGACCUGGACUCUCGUCACGAACUCGGACGGAACCAAGACUGUGGAGAUCCACCUCGACAAAGUCAACAAGAUGGAGUGGUGGGCUCAUGUCGUCACCACGGCUCCCAAGAUCGACGUCUCGAAGAUCCAGCCCGAGUCCUCCAAGCUCUCCGACCUCGACGGCGAGACACGCGGCAUGGUGGAGAAGAUGAUGUUUGACCAGCGCCAGAAGGAGGCCGGUCUUCCCACCUCGGACGAGCAGAAGAAGAUUGACAUUCUUAAGAAGUUUCAGUCCCAGCAUCCGGAGAUGGACUUUAGCAACGCCAAGAUCAGCUAG